Messenger RNA from Trematomus bernacchii (emerald rockcod), 5904 nucleotides. RefSeq names its product SRY-box transcription factor 14 (gene sox14). Gene Ontology annotation, molecular function: RNA polymerase II cis-regulatory region sequence-specific DNA binding; DNA-binding transcription factor activity, RNA polymerase II-specific. The coding region runs from base 455 to 1162 and encodes 235 amino acids. The record is from RefSeq and is a predicted model, not a curated record. NCBI's taxonomy places the organism in Eukaryota, Metazoa, Chordata, Actinopteri, Perciformes, Nototheniidae. Gene Ontology annotation, biological process: cell differentiation; anatomical structure morphogenesis; negative regulation of transcription by RNA polymerase II. The transcript has a single exon.
UUGGCUCGUAUUCACGCUCUUCCGCUCAUUUCCAACCAGGUGCCUGCCGACAGACCUCAGAGAGAGAGAGAGGAAGAGUGUGUCGCAGGGAAAAAAAUAACACUUUUUACGACUCCUGCAAGCUGACUGCGGAACAUUGCUUUCACCUUUGUGGAUUUCUUUACGUGUGUGCAUCUUACAUGUAUUUUUUCUGUGUAUUGCCUGCUGCAGGUCUGAAAGAGACUUGUAUCCGGACUUGAACGAAGGCGCAUCAGUGUUUUAACUCUGGAAGAAGCAACACGGCCGCUGGAUUUUUAUUUUAUUCUCUUUUAUUUUUGCUCUUUUCCACACUCAGAACAUCCCAGACGGGGCAUGACUGGUAUCUGGCAUCGACACAGGUGAAUAGUUUCCCUUGCUUGCGAUAAGAACUUUUCCUCGUCAUUAACAUUGGGGAUAAAAAGUACACUUUUUAAAGAUGUCAAAGCCUGCUGACCACAUCAAGAGACCCAUGAACGCGUUCAUGGUUUGGUCCCGGGGCCAGAGGAGAAAAAUGGCCCAGGAGAACCCCAAAAUGCACAACUCUGAGAUCAGCAAGAGACUGGGCGCCGAGUGGAAGCUGCUGUCCGAGUCCGAGAAGAGACCGUACAUCGACGAGGCUAAGCGGCUGCGCGCCCAGCACAUGAAGGAGCACCCCGACUACAAGUACCGGCCCCGGCGCAAGCCCAAGAACCUGCUGAAGAAGGACAGGUACGUUUUCCCGCUGCCUUACCUCGGGGACACCGAUCACUUGAAGGGACUCCCGAUGUCCGCCGAGUCCCUGUUGUGCCACGAGAAAGCCCGAGCCUUCCUGCCGCCGACCUCCCCGUACUCCUUCCUUGACCCCAGCCAGUUCACCUCCAGCGCCCUCCAGAAGAUGACGGAGAUGCCCCACGGGCUGAGCGCUAGCUCUUUGCCGUACGCUUCCUCUUUGGGAUACCAGAACGGCGCGUUCGGCACCCUUGGGUGUCCCAGCCAGCACACCCACACCCACCCAUCGCCCACUAACCCGGGCUACGUGGUCCCGUGUAACUGCACGGCCUGGUCCACGUCCAGUUUACAGCCCCCGGUGGCCUACAUACUUUUUCCAGGUAUGACCAAGACUGGGCUAGAUCCAUAUUCAUCCGCACACGCCACUGCCAUGUAACCCUCAAGACUCUUUAUUUCUUUUCUAUUCACUUGAAUACUGAAAUGCAUGUAAAUAUAUUAUGGACAGCGCGCCCAUUCAAAGGCAUGAACAGUAUUAACUGCCUUGGACUUGUUAUGGCAAAAAAAGAGAAAAAACCUAACUUUUCCAGAAACCGAACAAGUUCCUGAGCUGAGCAGAAGAGCUGCUGCAGAGGACCCUGGGAACUGUAAGAAAUGUAAAUGUUAUAACGUGUAUGGCAACCAGAAAAAGGGAGGCCUUUAACUUUAUUUAUUGUGUACAUUUCAAUGCUGAUAUGCUGAUUUGUGUUGAUUAUUGAUAGGGAACUCUUUUAUUUUGGAAAAUUUGGCUUGCGCAAUUAGCAUUCUUAUUUCCUGUAUAGGCCUAACUAUAGUCUGCGUUUUUGGCACUCGUAAUUUUAUGAUGUUCUGGAUUAUAGGGUCAAAAUCAGGACCUAUAGGCUGGAUUAUAUACGGGUCAUAUUGUUUAUAUUUAUCAAAAACUGGCACAUUAAACUAGACGGUCUAUUUAAGAUGACAAAAAGAAAAAACAUCCAAAUGUUUUAUUUUGCAUUUUUCCUGUGGUUCAGUGCUAAUAUAGUCACUCGCGUCAUUUUUAGUUUUGUCUUCGUUUUUUAAUCAGGAUAACUUCUAUUUGAAUUCAAGGAGUUAAAUGUGUAUUAUCAUCUAAGAUGGUAAUUUAAAACCUGUCAUGUUAUGGAAAAGAUAAUGUAUCUUGAAGGUUGAUACCUCCUGCUCUUUGUUCAAUUGCUGAGCAAAGGCGUUUCGAAAUAAAGACAAUCUGUCUUCAACGCUAUCAAUGUCCUGUAUUUGUAGCUUAUUAUUGGGUACUUGAGAUGACAGAGAUAGUGGAAUGCUGUGUAGGUGCUGCGGGGAAGGAAACUUGGCAAGGCCUCAUUAAAUAUAAUUCAAAUUAGGAACAAAAUAUAAUGUUAUUUUUUAAACGCUUGGAAUAAAAAAAAAUUGAUUUAUCAUAAAAAUACAGUCAGAAAUAAAUAAAACAAUUCCUAGAUUGUUUUUUACAUUUCAAAUGGAAGACCCACCUUGACCCUAACUAAUCAUAGUCUAAAGACAGAACAAUAACAUCAAAAUCAAUUGUCUGUUUUUCUUCUUCUUGUUUCUGUUUAAGCUGUCAGACUCCUUCAGCUUUCUUUGCUCCGUCUGGCUGCAGCUGUGUGUAGAUGAUGGAACAGGUUUGAGGCAGGAAGGUGUUUCUGUGACUCUCAGAUGAACCGACUGUUUGAAGUUUGACGGUUCCGCGGAGGCCUCCCUGAGGGAUCCCGCCCGUCCGACCUGUCUGACUGCUUAAUCACUUCUCUUAAUUAUAGCUUUAACUAAUGGAACAAACUCAAUGAUGGGAUUUUUUCCUUCCCUUUUGUAGCGUGCUGGCUUGCUCCCACCACUAAACUGCGGUUUAAAUGUCUCUGUUUACUGUUUAAAAAAGAAAAAGGUGCUGCAGCCCGCUAAAGCCUUUUAUCCCCAAGUCAUUCACACGAGUUAAAACCUGUUUAAACUUGUGAGUGAUAUCGGUCUGACUCCCAUUAAGACAAUACUGAAUGGAAAAAGCUUACAGUAUGAAUUAUACAAGCAUUUACAGAUUUUAAAUGUAUUUUUCUGUCAAUGCAGAUCAGGAUUUGCGCACCGCGGUGUAUCCUCAUAUUAAACGAAUGUGUAGUAUUAAUUAAAAAUGUCAUUCCACAUCCAAAUUGUUUACUUAUCUGCCAGGAACAUAUGCUGGAGAAGUUCAGAUUCAGGAUUCUGCACUAUUGCCCAAGGUGCAAUUCAAUCCUGGGGAGGAAGAAGGGGGGAGAUAUUUUGAUGACAGACUUAGUCCUUAUCUACGGCUGUAAAUUAGGGUGAUACUUCAUUGAACCGAAUGUGAAGUUUUACAUCAAACCCCUAAAGCAUCCUAAUUCAACUUUGAAAUUAGACAAUUAUAAUUACUUUGAGGAGCAGCAGCAGACCGAUAUAUAUUUUUCCCGCAAAGAAAAUGAGGCGAAUAACCUUGCUCUUGUUUUAAAUCACUUUAUAUUUUCUACAUUUUAAAAGAAAGUUUUGCCGCGUGCACUCAAUACCUGUAAUUAUCCAACUUAGUCACGGAAAUUGACUGUGGUUACUUACAUCGCCCUGGAAUAAAUAACCCUAACGAUAAACGCGCAUGUGAGAGGUAUAAUGGGAGGGAAAUUAUGAUUUGAAAUUAUAGGGAGGCUUUUAAAUCUCUCUUUAACUCUUCCUCCCCCCUUGACGUUUUUAUUGGAGCACAACAGAGGAGAAUUCAAUCUGCCUUAUCUCUCCAGGACUCCUUUCAGCGCCAGAUCAGAGAGAAAGGAGAGGAUAAUUGUUCUUUAUUUGAUUUAAUUCAGGUCAUUUAUAUGCUUCAUUUGGUGAUACAAGUCAACGAGGAGGGGGACAUCACGCGCCCUUUACUUCUCUGCACAACACUUCAAGUCCACAAAAUAUUAAAUAGAUGAAAUAAAAAUAGCGGAAAGAGGAGGAGGAGGGGGGCAGGACAUUUUUAAUUAAAAGCCAUGGGUCAUUUACGUUAUUGUCUUUUCGUUUGACCCUGAAAUCAUCUUCAGUAAAUGGACUUUGAUAAGUAGCUGUUGAGAAUGUGAUUUUGUAUUUAGGCGUACUAAUGUCCUAAAUGAAAAGGAGGAGAAAGUCCCCUCGAGGAGAGGUUGGAGAAAAACACCAUUGAUGAUCCUGAUGAGAGUGUUGGAAGAGAGAUGAUUAUAAGGCACACAGGCGAGCUUAUCAUGCGUUUGUGUCAACGCGAGAUCUGACACAAAUAUAUAUUGAGAAAUUAUUUUGGGGAGGGAUAAAAACUGAUCUAAUUUCAGCAUAUUAAAUAUUGUCUCGGAAAGACCAAAAAUCAUCACUGGCUAAAUCCUUAGUCUAUCUGAAAUUGAAUCUGGGAUAGCAUUCUGACGGGAGGAAAAGUAAAACCGUGCAGUUGUUGUUUGAAGGCGCGGGGGCUUGAAUUUGGGUCCCUGAAUUCUCAUCUGAAAGAAAUGAAAUGGUGAACGAGCUGAUAAAGAAGAGAGGAGCGCGUGAGCUGAGAGAAAAGGAAUCAUGCCACGGUGCGUUUAAUGUGCGCUGCCAGUCGGAAAAGUGAUUUACACCGAGACUUUAUUCCCCUGACACAUAUAAGACAGACUCUGCUUUAUUUAUCGGACACGCACACGCUCACGCAUGCACGCGCGGUCCUCUAUACGGUCAACCCUCUGGAGUUCAUCGCAUGCAGAUAUUAAAGCAAAAAAUACAACAUGCAACACUCAGAGCAGAGCUGUGUGUGCAGCGGACAGAGAGCUAUGUGCAGUCUAAUGAAAAUGACUUUGUUUUAUUUGCUAAUCAAUCGAUUUGUGCACGUGUGCUUCCCUGCACAUGUCCAGGCCUUGAAUCUCCAGUCUGGUGUUUGGUGCCGCUCUCAAACAACACAUGCUAUAGUUCUCUUUUUAAAUUCAUAUCUAUACAGAUCUAAUGCUAAAAUAUUUUAGAAUAUUUUAAUCAUUUUAUUUAUUUGACAAUUAAAUAAGUAUUUGUAAUCAUAUUUUGAUCAUUAUUUAUUUAAUAAAUUAUCUAAGCAACUUUAAGUAAUCGACUUGUUGUAAAAUCUGCAUAUUCAGACAUCAUCAGGCUCUAGCCAUUAUGGAUCAAAUGAAAAAAAAAAAUCAUAAUUUUGAUGUUGUCCCCUUACUCACAUUGUUACAGAAAGCCAAUGGGUUGAAUCAGUUUAUUGUCACUCACUCAUGUCACAUGUUUGGUUCAAUUUGAAGUCACAUGACCCACACAUUGCCAAGAAUCCUGAGCAGAAACAUCCGCACUCUUCUAAACUAACGCCCCAAAUCUCUCUUAUGAACCUUCAGAAUCAAGAUGCUAAAUAUCCCUUUCAGUUAAACCAAAGGACUCAUUUCAAUUGUUUUCAAAGACACAAAGUAAUAAACUUAUCUAGUAAAUGAAAUAAAUGUCUGAAAAAAAACGUUUUAACAGAAUUUUUCUUUUUUUCCCCUUGCGACCCUUCCGAUUUAGGUGCACUCCUUAGGGGUCUCGACCCCCAGUAUGGGAACCACUCUACAUAUCCCAAAUGCCUUAUACAUUUAACGGCAAGGUUAACACAGUAUUCCCAUGCAUCCUGCCUCAAACACAGUACUUAUUUUGAAAUGUUUGGACAUAUUUCAGUCUCAGAAGCUGCUUGUGACUGUUACAUUUCUUCAUGCAUAUGUAUUAUUAUAUUAUGCAUGUCCUGCCUGCUCAGACACCUCCCAUACAUUACAAAUGCCUGUCAUAAUUUACAGUAUGCAUCGGCGUGUGAGACCCACAGUUUGUGUGUGUGUGUUAAUGUGUGUGUGUUAUACUUUUGAGUUAUUGUUCUCUGUCUUUGUUGCUCAUGCACUCUCUGAAUAUCCAUGCAGUAUAAACUUUCCAUACAUCAAAUCCUGCGGACGAAGGAGUUUUGCGUUUGCUGAUUAAUACUCAGGAUUCUUAGGCAUCAAGUUUUAUUUAUUUUGUCAUACAUGCAUCUGCUGCAUUUGUAUGGCACAGAUAAAAAAAAGAAGCUAAAUGCUGGGCAUGGGUAUAUGAGGUGUCAUAAAGUUACUCAGUGAUUCUUCAAACUGACUGAUUGUCUUAGGUGAAUUAUAGAAUUCUUAUUAAAGUCUUGUUGGUGUACAGUAUUUGAUGUGAUAUUAAAAAAAAUUGCAGACCUGCACUUAUUGAUUAACA